Molecule: messenger RNA, 3215 nt
Organism: Hymenoscyphus albidus
Lineage: Eukaryota; Fungi; Ascomycota; Leotiomycetes; Helotiales; Helotiaceae
Source: the annotation of a GenBank genome assembly
CUGUUCCCCUCCAUCCACCUCCCUUUGGCCUACAUCUUGUCUCUUUAGUGCCCAUUUCUUCCCGCUGCAUUCAUCUGGUUCAAUUGAAGAACGAAAAUCUGGAGUCUGCUUCUCAGGUUUGUCCGUUCGCCACCAUCAAAGUACAUUUCUGGCGGAGCACAGCAUAGUCAAUUGUUGACAUACAAUCUGCCCCUUGUGAUAUUCCCAAUUGCAUCAAAGCGCGAUUGCGGUUCUUUUCACAAUGGCGCCACAAUCGGAUGCAUCUUCUGUAUCGCCUCUCCCCACAACAGCCCCUUCCUCUCCACCCGAACUCAACGAUGACGACGAAGUCGAAUUCCUCUCGAAAGAAGACCAGCGGCUUCACGAACUAGACAAGCAAGCCAGAAUUGAGCUUGCGAAAGCGGAGGCUAAGGCAGCAAAGGAGAAGAAUACAGCGUUGAAGAAGAAGUUGAGACAACAAGAGAGCGAUGAGGAACGCAGAAGGAAGGAGCAGAACCUUGAGGACCUUCUUAAGAAGAGUGAAGCAUUUAGCAACCGAUUGACUGGCAAGACAAAUGUGCUUGGGCGCGUGGGAAGUUCCCUCGACGGCGCAGCACUUGGAGAGCAUGAUCUGGUUAUGGCUACCCAGCCCAAAUGUAUGAUUGGAGGUACAAUGCGGGAUUAUCAAUUGGAAGGACUUACAUGGAUGCUGGAGAUUUGUACACAAGGAAUGUCCGGAAUUUUGGCAGACGAGAUGGGUUUGGGGAAGACGAUACAAACCAUUUCCCUUAUUGCGCAUUUAAGAGAGGCAGAGAAUUAUCUUGGACCGCAUCUUAUCGUUGCACCCCUUAGUACACUGUCGAAUUGGAUCGAGGAAUUCCAGAAAUGGGUUCCGAGCGUUCCGGUGCUUCUCUACCAUGGCACAAAACCAGAGAGGAAGAAGAAGUUUGAGAAGGAGAUGAUGAAGCAUAUCACAAAUGGCCGAGUUACCACCAAGUUUCCUGUCGUGUGUACUAGUCCUGAAAUGGUACUUAUGGAUCAGGCGGAUCUAACCAAGAUUAAUUGGGAGUUUAUUAUUAUUGUGAUUAAACACGUACCAAUAUUCUAUCUCAUUAUGCUAACUAAUCUUCUUCUAGGACGAGGGUCAUCGUAUGAAGAACUCUGAGGCAAAACUUUUCAAGGUUCUGAAAACUUUUCGUUCCGCCACUCGACUCCUCAUCACUGGAACUCCAUUGCAAAAUAAUCUCAAGGAGCUCUGGUCACUUUUAAACUUCAUAUUACCAGACAUUUUUGCCUAUUGGGAGCAAUUCGAAAGUUGGUUUGAUUUCUCAGAUUUGCAAGACGAGGAAAGAACGCAAGAAUUCAUCCAAGACAAGAAGAAGGCGGAACUUGUUCGAAAACUUCAUGUUAUAUUGAGACCACUGCUUCUUCGUCGUAUCAAAGCUGACGUAGAACACCUGCUACCAAGAAAGCGGGAAUAUAUUUUAUAUGCUCCGAUGACGAAAGAUCAAACAGAGCUUUAUAAUGCCAUUGCUGACAAAAAGGCCGAUACCCGGAAGUUUCUGGAAGACAAAAUCGUUGAAAGACUUGUUGCUGCCAAGAUAAAAGCACAAGCUGUGAUCUCCAAAUCUGGCAAGAAGGCUACUUCAAAAUUACUCCCGAAGGAAGAGGACAGCAGCGAUGAGGAUCAACCCCUUGCUCUACGGGUUCGUGCUCCGGUGGCUGCCCAGCCUAAGAAUGCUUUCCAGUUCAUGAUGAAGAAUAAAUCAGCCUCGAGUAGCAGAGUAAGCUCGGUAUCAGCACCCAAGAAACGAAAACAGCAGUCUUCUCUCGAAACUCCGGAUGCCAAAUCUGCAAAAUUGAGCAGACAAUCCACGCCCGCUAGCAGCAUUCGGGGCAGCAAGUCGAGAGGUCGAAGGAUAUAUACUGAGGCUUACUCAUCUGAUGACGAUGCAUUGAGUGAUGAUGAAUUUGAGAGUAAACUUGCUCAAGAAAUGGCCGAUAGGGAACAUGAGAAGAAGAACGCCAGAGGUGUGAAAAUCACUGACGGGGAAAAGGAAAUGGCGGAGAUGGCAGAUAUUGCUCGUAAGCCUUUUUCUUCAACAUUUUAUCCAUACCGAGCUAACUGAUCUCUGCAGGAAAGGAAGUCGCCGGCAAGAAGCUCGGUAACCCCAUUAUGCAGCUUCGACUAACUUGCAACUCCCCACACAAUUUCUACAACCCCUGGGCUGGAGACCUACAGGUUGAUGAGACGCUUGUCACAUCUUCCGGCAAAAUGCUUCUUCUCGAUCGACUGUUAAAAUCACUCUUCGAACGUAAUCACAAGGUUCUCGUUUUCUCGCAAUUCAAAACUCAAAUCGAUCUACUUGAAGAUUAUGCGAGGGAUCUCAGGGGCUGGAAUGUCUGCCGCAUCGAUGGCUCAGUAGCGCAAGAUGACCGUCGACAACAGAUUAAGGAAUUCAACGAGAACCCUGAUUUCAAGCUCUUUUUGUUGUCCACGCGUGCCGGUGGUCAAGGUAUCAAUCUUGCCAGCGCUGAUACAGUCAUCCUCUUCGACAGCGAUUGGAACCCCCAACAAGAUCUCCAAGCCCAAGACCGUGCUCAUCGUAUCGGACAGAAGAACCCAGUCGUCAUCUUCCGUCUUGCGACUAGAAAUACCGUCGAAGAAGGUCUUCUUCGUUCUGCGCAGGCCAAGCGAAGACUGGAAAAGGCUGCCGUCAAGAAGGGUGGUUACAAGGAUAUGGGUAAUAUCAAUAUCUCCAAGAAUGAAGGUCUUGGUAUGGAAGACUUUCAAGAUCUUUUGUUGAAGGAUGGGAUGGUAUUUCAAGGCAGCGGACAGACGACGGAGAAUUUACUAAGCGAAUCAGAUUUGGAUAUGCUUUGUGAUAGGAGCGAUGCUGCUUAUGAGAACGCGGCGAAGGGACUUGGUGAUACGGAGCUUUUCAAGGUCUUUGAGACGAAGGCUGAUGGGUUUACUGAUGUCAUGGGGGACGGAGCUGUUGAGGAUUCUGGGGAAUCGAAGACGGGGUAGUAGUAAGGGGAUAUCGAAGUGAGAGGAAUGUAUUGUAAGUGUUUUUGUAGUACUGUUAAAUGGGGUAUGGUGUUGGUUUAUGAUGCUAGGGAUGGCUGGAUCUUUGUGGCGCUAGGGGUUGCUGGCUUUGAUGUUGUUUUGCGAGGUUAUCAGUUGUUCUGAAGCUGUGAAUAAUAUGUAUAUUAAAUGCGCAAAGAGAAAGGGC